CCUAGCAAGUAGCAAAGCUUGCAAUUGCAACACACACACAUACUAGCGAGCAUCCAUCAAGAAGCUAGCUAUAAUGUCGAGGCCGCAAGCUAGGAGCUCGAGCUACCGGAAGAAAGCGGCGGCGGGGGCGUCGUCUCACCAUCACCACGGCGACAAGGCCCACUACAGCCAUGGCGGGAGACAGGCACCAAGGUGGCCUGCCAGAGUCAUGGACGGGUUUAGGAAGAUGCUGGUGGGCAUGUUCGCCUUCCCGCCGCGGCCGCCUAAGGUGACCUUCUCCACCAGCAGCAGCAAGGGCGGUGGGGAGGGCGAGGUGGCGCCCAAGAGGCCGUCGUGCAGCAGCUCCAACCUGCAGCCGGUGAACAACGCGCACUACGACGAGGCCAUCGCCGACUGCGUCGAUUUCUUCCACCGGUCUGCCAGGGUGGACGUCAGGUCUAGGCCUUCGUCCUCGUUGGCCCAUUUCUGAAUGCCCAUCAUCGUCAACUUUGUGUAUGUGUGUGUACGUGUCCACUUUGUGCUAGAUUACUUAAAUUUGCUUAUGUGUGUCUGUCAUGUUACUGUGUUUUUUCUCUUUUGACAUCUGUCAUGAUAGUAUGUUGCUGUGUGUGUUAGUACUAUGGACAGACAGCAAGAACCAACUGCUGCAGGUCAAUGGUAAUCAAUUAUCAAGCGUUUUUGGACGUGAGGAUGUUG
Hordeum vulgare subsp. vulgare (domesticated barley) is the source of this 696-nucleotide messenger RNA. RefSeq lists its product as uncharacterized. The record is from RefSeq and is a predicted model, not a curated record. The transcript has a single exon. Bases 74 to 469 code for a protein of 131 amino acids. NCBI's taxonomy places the organism in Eukaryota, Viridiplantae, Streptophyta, Magnoliopsida, Poales, Poaceae.